This is a messenger RNA of Eremomyces bilateralis CBS 781.70, 2176 nucleotides long. RefSeq names its product protein methyltransferase. Bases 187 to 1824 code for a protein of 545 amino acids. The transcript has 3 exons. Gene Ontology annotation, cellular component: nucleus. Gene Ontology annotation, biological process: peptidyl-arginine methylation. Lineage: Eukaryota; Fungi; Ascomycota; Dothideomycetes; Eremomycetales; Eremomycetaceae. The record is from RefSeq and is a predicted model, not a curated record. Gene Ontology annotation, molecular function: protein-arginine N-methyltransferase activity.
UUUUGCUCGCAGAGAUGUCCGGGACGUGUAUGAUCGGAUUAUCACCUACAAUUUGAUUACUUUCACUAUCACUCGGUCUUGAAUUUUGCCGGUCUUGGCUCUUCUCCUUCUCCCACCUUGGUAGUCAAUACCGCAAAAUAAGCGCUUCAUUAGUGUGCCGCAGAAACCCCAAGCAAAGCUGAAAUCAUGUCGAGCGUCUCCUCAGACUCAGAAUCCGACAUUCUAGAUCCUCGUGCGGAUGAAGGGUGGGAAGAUGUCGAACCUGAAGAGGAGAUCAUUUCAGUCAAAAGUUUCUUCGACGACCGCUGGUUUCCCGAUGUAAAGAGCAUGCUGGAGUAUUGCAAACAAGAGCAUGGAUUUGAUUUCUCGGAUGUCCGCAAGCGCCUCGGUUUGGAUUUCUAUGAUACUAUCAAACUCAUCAACUACAUCCGAGAGGGGGCAAAAGUGUCUAAGGAUGUCCCCGAAAUUACUUCACGAGAUCAAUUUGUCGAUGAUAAAUUCCUGCAGCCUGCAUUGGAAGACGAUGCGCUGUUGUUCAGCUUAAGUUUCGAUGAUGGGCCUGAUGAUGCUGAAAACCAGGAGCCAGGGCCGACUGGUACGGAUCAGGAAUUGAAGAAGCAAAUCAAAGAACUGGAAGAAGCUCUGAAUCAGAAGAAUCAGGAAUUCGAGAGCUACCGGGAGGCGGUUUCAAAAUCUCUUGAUAAGCGAUGGGGUGCCAGUGCAGAAACCGAGGAUGCGCCAGUCGUUCCCAAGAUUUCUGCCGCCGAUGUCAAUGAACGCCAAGCGGGACAUGACGACUCCUAUUUCGAGUCUUACGACGACCACAAUAUCCAUCACACCAUGCUGAAAGACGCAAUCCGGACAGACGCAUACCGGGACUUCAUCUACGACAACAAGCACCUCUUCGCUGGAAAGACGGUCCUCGACAUCGGCUGUGGAACAGGAAUCCUGUCCAUGUUCUGUGCCAAAGCAGGCGCAGCACGGGUCAUUGCAGUGGACAACUCAUCUGUCCUCGAACGAGCCAGGGCCAAUGUGGCAGAAAACGGACUGGAGAAGACGAUCACCUGCAUCCGCGGGAAAAUCGAGGAAGUAAAGCUCCCUGUGGAAAAAGUUGACAUCAUUGUUUCUGAGUGGAUGGGCUACUGCUUGUUGUUCGAGGCGAUGCUGGACUCGGUCUUAUGGGCACGAGAUAGAUAUCUCAAAUCUGGUGGGCUAAUGGUUCCAUCCCAUUGCACCCUCCAGAUCGCACCGGCGAUGGAUUCCGACUAUUUCAGGGACAACGUCGACUUCUGGCGCGACGUCUACGGGUUCAAAAUGAGUGCCAUGGGGGAGAAGAUGCACGAUGACGCAUUAGUCUGCCAACUGAAGGAAAAGAACAUUGCAGGAAAGUCAUACCCUUUCCUAGUUUUGCCGUUGCAUGACAUCACCACGAAAGACCUCUCAUUUACUCGCGAGUUCAAUGUGACCCUUGAAAAGAAGGACGCUCAAUUGGACGCCUGGGUGGUUUGGUUCGACACGUUCUUUCUGACUUCUCCCGACGCCACCCUCGAGCCCGAUGCUCGCGCCGAGAACUGGAAAGAUCCUUCACGAGGAACUGCGUUCACAACAGGACCGUUUGGAAAGGAAACGCAUUGGAUGUCGGGGGUAUUUUGGAUCGACCAGACCAAAACGAAGACCAGUGAUCUCAAAACUGGAGAUACUGUCUCCGGAACCAUCACCUAUCGUCAAGGGAAAUCGAACAAAAGGGGAUUGGAGGUUGAUAUUUCCUGGUCCUCGCCGAAGGAACCAAAAGUGUCUGGCACGCAGGCUUGGUUAAUUCGUUAGGAGGUACUACUUAUCCCCGGGCCUAUACGGUUCAAGAAUAGUCAAAUAAGGAAUCUCUCAAAAUUUGGAAGCCCUAUGGUAUUACGUAGAUUGAAGAUAAGAUCCGAAGAGGACUGGUGUUCAUAUAAUCACCGGUUGCGCUCGUAGUUGUGUGCUGUGUAAUACUUCGAGGAGUGUGGUGUACUGGUGUCGGAAGUUUCCCGGGCUGGUACGGGAUCAAUGAUAAUUGAAUGAAAUGUCUAGAGGUCGCUCACUGGGAACUCUAGAUAGCAGAGAGGUAAAAUCUCUACAAUAAUAUCAUAGAAAGACAGACCCGAAGGGGUAGUAGAAGUAGAGAAUACGAUGAAUGGCA